AUGGCUGUGUCCCGACUCUUCGGCCUGGCUUCGCUUGCCACAAGCUCACUUCAUGCCGUCUCUGCGUCCUCCGCCCAGCUACAACAGCCGUUGUUUGACGAUGCCCAUCAAGCAGCUCUGACCGAGGCGAAGAAGCCUCUGGUUGAUAGCGAGGCCCUGCAGGACAGUAUUUCCAUCGACAGACUUCUCAAGGGCGCCCAGGACUUGUAUGAUAUAGCGAACCUCAGCUCGCAUGAGUACAACCGCCCAACACGAGUAAUCGGCAGUGAAGGGCAUCUGGGAACGUUGGACUACAUCCGAAAAUCUAUCUCGGAACUGGGAGACUAUUACGAGAUCUUGGAGCAGCCUUUCCCUGCAUACGUUGGCUGGGUUCAAGAGUUCCGUCUCGUGAUCGGCAACGAUUUCUAUGAAGCCGCCCAACCCAUGAGUCUAACUCCCCCAACGGAGCACAGGGAGCCCGUCCGUGGUGAUCUGGCCCUUGUCGACAAUACUGGAUGCUCGUCGGAGGAUUACCCAUCCAGUGUCAAAGGGAACAUCGCCUUCAUCAGCCGUGGGACUUGCUCCUUUGGUGACAAAUCCGCCCAGGCAGGCAAAGCAGGAGCCAUCGCCGCUGUGAUAUACAAUAACGAGAAGGGCGAGCUCUCCGGAACGCUUGGUACCCCAGAUGACAACCACGUUGCCACUUUCGGCAUUCCUCUGGCGGAUGCCGAGCCUCUCCUCAAGAAGCUGGAGGGCAAUGAGACGGUUGAUGCGAUUGCUUAUAUCAGUUCAUGGGUCAAUAGUGCUAUCACGAAGAACAUCGUGAUUCAGACCGUCGAGGGUGACCCAAACAACUGCGUCGCUCUCGGCGCACAUUCUGACAGCGUCGAGGCAGGCCCGGGCAUUAACGAUGACGGAUCUGGGACGCUGUCUCUCCUAGAAGUGGCGAGGCAGCUUACCAAAUUCCGUGUUAACAACUGCGUGCGCUUCGCCUGGUGGUCGGCCGAGGAGGAGGGCCUGGUCGGGUCCAGCUACUACGCUUCCAACCUGUCCUCUGACGAAAACCUCAAGGUCCGCCUAUUCAUGGACUACGACAUGCUUGCGAGCCCCAACUUCGCCUAUCAAGUCUACAAUGCCACCAACGACGCGCACCCUACCGGGUCAGAAGAGCUCCGUGACCUCUACGUCGACUGGUACGAGGCCCACGAUCUCAACUACACCUUCAUCCCAUUCGACGGCCGCAGCGACUACGACGGGUUCAUCCGUGCCGGAAUCCCCGCUGGCGGGAUCGCCACGGGCGCCGAGGUAAUCAAGACGGAGGAGGAGCGCGAGUUAUUUGGCGGCAAUGCGGGUGAGGCGUUCGACGAGUGCUACCACCUGCUCUGCGACGACACGGGCAACGUCAACGUGACCGCCUGGGAGCUCAAUACUAAGCUGGUCGCACACAGCGUGGCUACCUAUGCGGCCUCGUUCGAGGGCUUCCCGAAGCGAGACCCAGAUACCCUACGGGCGAACAGUGUCGAGACGAACAAGUAUGCGCAGACUGUCAAGUACCGCGGCGACCAUCUUUUCAUUUAA
Diaporthe citri is the source of this 1557-nucleotide messenger RNA. RefSeq lists its product as uncharacterized. The transcript has 2 exons. The coding region runs from base 1 to 1557 and encodes 518 amino acids. Gene Ontology annotation, biological process: proteolysis. NCBI's taxonomy places the organism in Eukaryota, Fungi, Ascomycota, Sordariomycetes, Diaporthales, Diaporthaceae. The record is from RefSeq and is a predicted model, not a curated record. Gene Ontology annotation, molecular function: aminopeptidase activity; metalloexopeptidase activity.